Molecule: messenger RNA, 516 nt
Organism: Zea mays
Lineage: Eukaryota; Viridiplantae; Streptophyta; Magnoliopsida; Poales; Poaceae
Product: UDP-glycosyltransferase 83A1
Exons: 1
Coding region: 10-516 (168 amino acids)
Molecular function (GO): quercetin 7-O-glucosyltransferase activity; quercetin 3-O-glucosyltransferase activity
Source: RefSeq, a predicted model, not a curated record
AACUCGAUAAUGGCUUCUUCAACCCACGCUCUCUUCAUCCCGUACCCGGCGCAGGGUCACGUCCUUCCACUGCUGGAGCUCGCGUACCGCUUCGCCGACCAUGGGUUCGCCGUCACUUUCGUCAACACGGACCACAUCCACGGCCAGCUAGUAGCGGCGUCGCCAGAUCUGGUGGCAGGACAAGGUGGAGCUCAACCUGAACCAGGCCAGGUGCACUUCGUCUCCGUCUCCGACGGCUUCCCAGCAGACGGUGACCGUAACGACCUCGGCACGCUAACCAGCGCGCUGAUGUGCUCCCUGCCGGCGGCUGUCGAGCGCAUGGUGGAAAACGGCCAGUUCUGCUGCGUGGUCGUUGACUAUGGCCUGACGUGGGUUCUCGGCAUUGCCAAGAAGGCCGGCAUGCGCACGGCGACGCACUGGCCGUCGUGCGCCGCCGUGAUGGCAGCGGGGUUAGACUUGCCAGUGCUGAUCGCUGAUGGCAUGCUCGACAAGGAUGGUAGGUACAAGGUACUAUAG